Molecule: messenger RNA, 3438 nt
Organism: Pleuronectes platessa (European plaice)
Lineage: Eukaryota; Metazoa; Chordata; Actinopteri; Pleuronectiformes; Pleuronectidae
Gene: npr1a
Product: natriuretic peptide receptor 1a
Exons: 21
Biological process (GO): intracellular signal transduction; protein phosphorylation; receptor guanylyl cyclase signaling pathway
Cellular component (GO): membrane
Molecular function (GO): ATP binding; protein kinase activity; peptide receptor activity
Source: RefSeq, a predicted model, not a curated record
CUCCUCCUCCUCGCGCCGUCAGGUGAGUCCUCGCUGUCAGCUGUCAACACCUCAGGGGAUCUUCAGGAGGUGAUCCUGGCAGCCAUCUUGCCCCUCACUAAUACAGACUAUGCGUGGGCCUGGCCCCGCGUGGCGCCGGCCCUCCACCAGGCGGUGCGGCGGGUGAACUCUGACCCCUGGCUGCUGCCGGGCCUAAAGCUCCGGCUAGUUAACGGCAGCUCAGAAAACCUCGACGGCUUCUGCUCGGACUCUAUGGCCCCACUAGUUGCUGUUGACCUCAAGAUGUCCCAUGACCCCUGGGCCUUCAUCGGCCCCGGCUGCGACUACUCCUCCUCGCCUGUCGCCCGCUUCACCACCCACUGGGGGGUUCCCAUGGUGACAGCCGGCGCCCGCGCCAUCGGCUUCGAGCUCUACGCCGCGGUGACCAACACGGGCCCCACCCACAAGAAGCUGGGGGAGUUUGGCGCCCGGAUCCAGGAGAAGUUCGGCUGGCGGCACGCCAUGCUCAUCUUCAGUGACAACAAGGACGCCAACGACGACCGGCAGUGCUACUUCGCCAUAGAGGGGCUGUACACGCAGCUAGGCAACCGCAGCAUCACCACCCGGGACCACGUCCUCGAGGACGAUGUCAACUUCAAGUCUCUGGUGCAGGACAUCAGAGAGAACGGCAGAGUUGUGUACCUGUGCUGCUCCUGGGACAUCUUGAGGAGUCUGAUGGUGCAGUUCUGGAAGGAGGGGGUGGACCUGCAGGAAUACGUCUUCUUCUUUAUCGACCUGUUUGCCGAGGGCUUGGGGGGGCGGGGCCCCGUCAGACCCUGGUACCGAGGGGACCAGGACGACUCCACCGCCCAACUCGCCUUCAGGAGCGUGAAGGUGUUGUCGUACCUGGAGCCUCAGAAUCCAGAAUAUCGUCAGUUUGUUGAAACUCUGAAGAGCGACGCAAAGAAGUUAUUCAACUUCACCAUCGAAGACUCUCUGUACAACCUGAUCGCCGGAGGCUUCCACGACGGAGUGAUGCUCUACGCUCACGCUCUGAACGAGACCCUGGGCCAGCACAGAGCCCCGGGGGGGGUCCUGAGACCCCAACAGGACCUGGUGACCAGGAGGAUGUGGAACAGAACAUUCCCAGGAGUGAUGGGCGUGGUGGAGAUGGACGAGUUCGGGGACAGACAGAUGGACUUUUCUUUGUGGGACAUGACGGACGUCGACUCUGGAGAGUUUCAGGUGGUGUGUGUGUACAACAGCAGUAGAAAACAGCUGCUCAUGCAGAGUGGGCGGAGCUUCCAGUGGCCAGGUGGAGCUCCGCCCCCAGAUGUUCCGGAGUGUGGCUUCAAGAACGACAAACCCUCGUGCCUCGCACGUACAGUCUCGAUGCAUCAGAUGGUUGCCAUAGUGAUGUCUUUCAUCUUCGUCAUCAUCGUCACGGUGACCAUCUUUAUCUGCAGGAAGCUGAAGCUGGAGAGCGAGCUGGCUGCUCAGCUGUGGAGAGUCUCCUGGGACGACGUCCAGAUGAGCAACCUGGAGAAAGUCCUGAAGAGAGCCUGCAGCCGACUCACCAUGUCUCUGAAAGGAUCCAACUACGGCUCCCUCAUGACCAUGGAGGGAAACUUCCAGAUCUACACCAAGACUGGAUACUACAAGGGAAAUCUAGCUGCCAUCAAAUAUAUCAACAAGAAGCGUGUAGAGCUGACCAGGAAGGUUCUGUUUGAGCUGAAACACAUGCGUGACGUCCAGAACGAGCACCUGACUCGCUUCAUCGGGGCCUGCAUCGACCCCCCCAACAUGUGCAUCAUCACAGAGUACUGCCCCAGAGGCAGUCUACAGGACCUGAUGGAGAGCGACAGCAUCACGUUGGACUGGAUGUUCAGAUACUCGCUCGUCACCGACAUCGUCAAGGGGAUGAGCUUCCUCCACAACAGUGUGAUCCUCUCCCACGGGAACCUGAAGUCGUCUAACUGUGUGGUCGACAGUCGCUUCGUCCUGAAGAUCACGGACUACGGUCUGCAGAGCCUCCGGGGGGGCUGCCCCGAGGACACACACGCCUACUACGCACGGAAACUGUGGACGGCUCCAGAACUGCUGAGGUCCGACUGCCCCCCCCCCGGGGGAACUCAGAAGGGAGACGUCUACAGCUUCGGGGUCAUCCUGCAGGAAGUGGCUCUGCUGAGAGGAGUUUUCCACCUCGACACUCAAACCCUCAAUCCUAAAGAGAUCAUCCAGGCGGUGAUUCGGGGUGGUGCCCCCCCCCUGCGUCCCUCCCUCUGCUUCCACAGUCACAGCGAGGAGCUCGGAGUCCUGAUGCAGCGCUGCUGGAGCGAAGAGCCGAGUGAGAGGCCGGACUUCAGCUCCAUCAAGAUCCUGCUGGGGAAACAACACAGAGGUUAUGGUUCAAACAUCCUGGACAACCUUCUGUCUCGGAUGGAGCAGUACGCCAACAACCUGGAGGAGCUGGUGGAGGAGAGGACGCAGGCGUACCACGAGGAGAAACGCAAGGCUGAAGCACUGCUCUACCAGAUACUACCACAUUCAGUGGCUGAGCAGCUGAAGCGAGGGGAGACGGUUCAGGCUGAAGCUUUCGACUCCGUCACCAUCUACUUCAGUGACAUCGUGGGCUUCACCGCGCUGUCGGCUGAGAGCACGCCGCUGCAGGUGGUCACUUUUCUGAACGACCUCUACACCUGCUUUGACGCCAUCAUCGAUAACUUCGAUGUUUACAAGGUGGAGACUAUUGGUGAUGCCUACAUGGUGGUGUCUGGGCUGCCGGUGAGGAACGGUAACUUCCACGCCCGGGAGGUGGCCCGGAUGUCUCUCGCCCUUCUGGAGGCUGUGAAGAGCUUCAGGACCCGACACCGAGCCAAUCAGCAGCUGCUGCUCCGCAUCGGAAUACACAGCGGUCCAGUUUGUGCCGGUGUGGUCGGGCUGAAGAUGCCCAGGUACUGUCUGUUUGGAGACACGGUCAACACAACGUCACGCAUGGAGUCCAACGGAGAGGCUUUGAAGAUCCACGUGUCAGAAGCCACUCGUCAGGUUCUGCUGGAAUUCAGCUGCUUCACAUUAGAGCUCAGAGGAGAAAUCCAGGUGAAGGGCAAAGGUCCAAUGAGGACGUACUGGCUGCUGGGAGAGGAAGACAACUGACAGAGGAAGACAACUGACAGAGGAAGACAACUGACAGAGGAAGACAACCGACAGAGGACCGCAACCGGCAGAGGACGACAACUUACAGAGGAAGACAACCGACAGAGGACGACAACCGACAGAGGAAGACAACCGACAGAGGACGACAACCGACAGAUGACGACAACCGACAGAGGAAGACAACCGACAGAGGAAGACAACCGACAGAGGAAGACAACCGACAGAGGAAGACAACCGACAGAGGACGACAACCGACAGAGGACGACAACUGACAGAGGAAGACAACCGACAGAGGAAGACAAC